Molecule: messenger RNA, 1839 nt
Organism: Prosopis cineraria
Lineage: Eukaryota; Viridiplantae; Streptophyta; Magnoliopsida; Fabales; Fabaceae
Product: isocitrate dehydrogenase [NAD] regulatory subunit 1, mitochondrial
Exons: 4
Coding region: 84-1199 (371 amino acids)
Biological process (GO): tricarboxylic acid cycle; isocitrate metabolic process
Cellular component (GO): mitochondrion
Molecular function (GO): isocitrate dehydrogenase (NAD+) activity
Source: RefSeq, a predicted model, not a curated record
UGCUCUUCUCCCUCGUUCCAUCCCCCGUUCUGCAUUUGUUUUUCUUUUUUGUAUCAGUGCGUUGCGCAAAAUCCAUUACUUUCAUGGCCAGAAGAAUAAUACCAAUCCUGAGGCACCUUACCAGCCGUCCAACAAUAAGGGGACCUAGACCCGAACCCGUUUCCCGGUCCGUCACCUACAUGCCACGACCUGGUGACGGAGCCCCGAGAGCUGUCACGCUGAUACCCGGUGACGGUAUUGGCCCUCUUGUCACCAACGCCGUCGAGCAAGUCAUGGAGGCGAUGCACUCUCCGGUUUACUUUGAGCGCUACGAGGUCCACGGUGACAUGAAGCGGGUGCCGCAGGAGGUAAUAGAUUCGAUCCGAAAGAACAAGGUAUGCUUGAAGGGCGGCCUAAGGACUCCGGUAGGAGGUGGAGUCAGUUCGCUCAAUGUGCAGCUGAGAAAGGAGCUUGAUUUAUACGCUUCACUUGUAAAUUGCUUCAACUUGCCUGGUUUACCUACAAGACAUGAGAGCGUGGACAUCGUUGUGAUUAGAGAAAAUACGGAAGGAGAGUACUCCGGUCUCGAGCACGAGGUGGUUCCUGGCGUUGUUGAGAGCCUUAAGGUGAUCACAAAGUUCUGCUCAGAACGUAUAGCAAAGUAUGCCUUUGAGUAUGCUUACCUAAACAACAGGAAGAAAGUCACAGCUGUUCAUAAAGCCAACAUCAUGAAACUUGCAGAUGGUCUGUUUUUAGAAUCUUGCCGUGAGGUUGCAACAAAAUAUCCUAGUAUCAAGUACAAUGAAAUUAUUGUGGACAAUUGCUGUAUGCAACUUGUCUCAAAACCUGAGCAAUUUGAUGUAAUGGUGACGCCUAAUCUUUACGGCAAUCUGGUCGCAAACACAGCAGCAGGUAUUGCUGGAGGCACCGGUGUCAUGCCCGGAGGAAACGUGGGGGCGGAACAUGCAGUGUUUGAGCAAGGCGCUUCAGCGGGGAAUGUGGGGAAUGAGAACUUAGUGGAGCAAAAGAGGGCUAAUCCAGUGGCUUUGCUGCUGUCUUCGGCCAUGAUGCUGCGGCAUCUUCAGUUCCCUUCUUUUGCCGACCGUCUUGAGACUGCUGUGAAGCAUGUCAUAUCGGAGGGCAAAUUCCGCACCAAAGAUCUCGGUGGCGACAGCACUACCCAGGAUGUUGUCGAGGCUGUCAUUGCCAACCUCGACUAAUUUAUCAUCGCUAUCAAGCCUUUAUUUCUCCAUAAUUUUUGGGAAUAACGUGGAGGGAUUCGGUGGCAUAAGGCUUUUUUUUUUGGGGGGGGCUUUUUGGUAGGGGUACUUCAUCGGCACAAGAUUUCCGGGCUACUUCUUGUGACACUACAUUAACCCACCCAUUUACCAUUUUAAGCAUAGUUGUUGUCUAGUAAUAUUUGUAUUUCCUUUGUUUUCAAGCAAGUUCACCUGAUAGUCAAGGUCAAGGACGGGAUUCAUUUAGUGCUGGCCAACCGUUGUCAAUACUCGAAUGAAUGAUCGAUUGAUUCGAUUGUGGUUUCGGUUCGGCCUUUGGGUCUGAUAAUUGGUGGGUUGACUUUGUAGAAAGGAGUGGAAGGGAGGGGAGAAUGAUGGGAUCGUGUUGCUGCGCUGGAGUUGUUAAAUGCCAACUUUAGCUAGUCAAGUUGCAUGUAUUUAGGUUCGAAAAAUAUAAUUUUUUCGUCUGAGAAUUAUUAAUUUAAUUCUUAAAUUUUAACUUCAAACAAUUCAAUAUAUAUAUAUAUAUAUAUAUUGAAAACAACUUAAUUUUUAUAUUUUAUUGCUCUGUAUGAUUCAAUUCUUAUAUAUUUUUAAUUUAAUAUAACUUAUAGUUUUUUCA